ACCGAUUAUUAAAAAAAAAAAUUAUAUGUAUAUACAAUUUUUCCAUCCAGAAAACGAAGAAAAAAAGAAAAGAAAGAAAAUAAAUAAGAAAAUUACGAUAGAUCGAUGAAUAGUAGGAGAUCAUAAUCUAAAUUUGUAUAAUGUAACAUAACGAUAAUAAUAUAAAACACUAAUAUAACAUAUGAUAAUGAUAUAUAAUUUCUUUCUUUUUUAAUCUAUUUCUUCUAUAUUAUCACCGAUUAUCUGUAAACAUUUCAUAAUAAACAAAAAUAAAAUGAAAGAAAAAAGAAAUUAUGUAAAUCAUUUGCGUAAAAGAUAAAAAGAAAAGAAAAUAAGUAAAAUUAUGAUCAUGGUCGAUGAAGAAAGGGAGCUGUAGAAAAUCACAGUAUUGGAAAAACGAAGAAACGGAGAGAAGUUACAAAAGAAGAAGAAGGAGAGGAGGAAGAAGAAGAAAAAGAAGAAAAGUAGAGAAUAUAGACAAGGAUUGCGCAUGCGCAGAAAAACGGCGCGACGGUACACUCCGUCUAGGUUUGACGCGAGCGAAUUUUCGUGAGCGUUUUCAGUCGCCGACGGAAAACAGCGCGUGUCGGCUGCGAUCGUCUUCGAUCUCGCGUUUUAGUGUCGUGUGUACGUGAAUAAUAUAAAUUCAAUCUUAUUUUACGAAUGAUCAAACAGAAGAACAUAAAAAAAGAAAAAAAAAAAACGUUUAAAUAUAUAGGUAUUCGGUAGAAAACAAGAUUGAGAUUUUGUUCGUUCGAGAUAAAGAAUAUCACAAGUGAUUAAUAAUAAGAUCGUUCGAACGUCGAUUUAAUCCUUUAAUUUAUUUUUUUCUUUUUUUCUUUGUCCUAAAAUAAUAUCUGAUUUUACAUCGUUCAAGAAAAGAAAGGACAAACAAACCAUAUUUCGUGCGUUCGAUAAAAACUGUGUAUAAACAUGAGGUGCAGUGACUAAUGAGAUCGUAGAUCGAUAUUGAAAUCUCUCUUGUUCAUAUAAAAUAAAAACAGAACAAAAAAAAUCACGAAUUCGUUACGUCAUUCAAAUAAAAAAAUAUAUAUAUACAUAUGUAUAACAAACAAAAUUUCGCGUGUGUUCGAUAAAACGUAUUACGAAACGAAGACAUUUGUUAACAAAAAAGAAAAAAGAAAAUCGUGUAUGUUAAAAUAGUGACGUCGGUUCGAUAAAAAUUCGUUCGUAGACUAGUCGAGAAAAAGAAAGAAACAGUUGUAAAACAAAUUUCUGUGAACGAAGGAAGAUAGUAAGUUUAAGAAAAUUCGUGCAAUAAAGAAGACAAUAAAGUAAAGAUUAUUAAAAAAGAAAGAAGAAAACUGUGCGUGAAAGAAGACAACGAAAUUGAGGAUUUUGAAGGUAGGAAAAGAAAAAAUAACGUAAUUCUUGAAGAAAAUUCGUGAGAAAAGAGGACAACAAAAUUGAGAAAAAAAUUUGUUCGUAAGAAAAAACGACAUCAACAACAACAACAACAUUUCAAGAAAAUUCGACGAUAAAAAUAAAACGGGAAGAAGCUUUAACAAAAAUUCGUGCGAAGAGUGGAGAAGCAACAAAUUUAAAGAAAAAGAGAACAAAAGAAAAGGAAAAUCAAAGAAAAUAAAAUAAAAUAAAAUCGAGAAAUUGGAACCUUAAAAAACGAGAUAAAAAAGAAAGAAAGAAAGAGAAGGAAAAAAGCUCGAUGAUAAUAACAGCCGAGAGAGAGAGAGAGAGAGAGAGAGAGAGAGAAAGAUAAACACACAGAUAGAUAGAUAAAGCAAGAAAAAGAGAGUUGAAAGAGAGAGAGAAAGAGAGAGAGAGAGAGAGAGAGAGAGAGAUAAAAAGAAAAAGGAUAGUGAUUAAAUAUAGCCUAAAGUAAAUGAUCGAUUGCGAAUAAAUUUAAUCGAGAUAUUAAAAGAGAAAUCUCCAACGAGUAAUAACAUCCAACGAUUGUAUCCGUCUGUGGGACGUAUUUAAGGAAGAAGAAAAAAAAUAAAAAAAUAAAAGAAUAAAAGAAUAAACGACAACAUCGAUAAAAAAAAAAAUCGAAGAAGGAUGGAAAGAAACGGUAGUUCGGAUUAUUGGCAAAACUUGAGCUCGUCUAACCUCAGUUAUUACACCGACGACACAAUAAUGUCGAAUUUGAGCGUACAAAUAAUAUUCUGUAUAUUUUACGGUAACAUAUUUAUAUUGGGUGUAUUCGGAAACGUAUUAGUAUGUUACGUAGUAUUACGUAAUCAACAGAUGCAAACCGUUACGAAUCUCUUUAUAACGAAUUUAGCGUUCAGCGAUUUACUUUUGUGCGUAUUGGCAGUACCAUUUACGCCGUUGUACACAUUUUUAGGUGGUUGGAUAUUCGGUAGGAUGUUGUGCCAUUUGGUACCGUACGCACAGGGUGUUAGCGUUUAUAUAAGUACAUGGACACUAACCAGUAUAGCGAUAGAUCGUUUCCUCGUAAUAUUAUAUCCGUUUCAUCCGCGUAUGAGAAUUGAAAUUUGUUGGACGAUAAUAUUCGGUAUAUGGAUAGUCGCGUUAAUGUUGACCCUACCAUAUGGAUUUUAUAUGCAAUUCGUUGAAACAUACACGUAUUGCGAGGAACACUGGCCAAGCGAACCAUUCCGGAAGGUUUUUAGUUCGUUCACAACGAUAUUGCAAUUUCUCGUACCGUGUUUCGUAAUAACACUGUGUUACAUAUGCGUUUGGAUUAAAUUGAAUGACAGGGCAAGGUCAAAGCCCGGUAGCAAAAGUAGCAAACGCGAGGAAACUGAUCGUGAAAGGAAAAAACGUACGAACAGGAUGUUGGUAGCUAUGGUAAUAAUAUUUGGAUUCUCAUGGUUACCAUUGAACAUCGUUAACAUCAUCAAUGACUUUUAUCCACCUGCCAACGAUUGGUCUUAUUACGGACUUUUCUUCUUCAUGACCCAUUGCCUCGCCAUGAGCAGCACCUGUUACAAUCCAUUUCUCUACGCCUGGCUCAACGAUAAUUUUCGCAAGGAAUUCAAACAGGUUCUACCCUGUUUCUCAAGGACGUCGACGAACAGUACACCGCGAUUAACGGAGGGUUGCAGAAGCGAGAAACUCUGCAAUGGAAAUAAUACUGUACAAGAAAGUCUAUUACCUAGUCAAGCCAUCAGGGUCCAGGUGACACAGGGUUGCGAAAUGAUAACCUUGAAUCCAACGACGACGAAUAAUACGAAGGAUCAGGAUCGUCGUUCGAGCACGUCCAAGGAUUUCGAAGAUGCCAUUCUCUAAAAGGAAUCAUAAGCUUCGUUCAACAGCUGUGCUUUUUGAAGUUUGACUUCUUCAACUGAAGAUCACAAUCGAAGAGUGUGGAGAUGACAAAAAACGAAAAAACGAAAAAGAAAAAGAAGUAGAAGAAGAAGAAGAGGCAAAAAGAAACAAAUCUCCCUAAGGCCUAGCGAUUACCUGGAAAAUAAUUACUGUAAUAAAUAAUCGUUUAAACUCCAUCGUAUUUAAGUCGUAAUUCUUGAAAAUCGUUGUCAAUAAUUAUUAUUCAAAUCUCGUGUCCGUCAUUUGUAAGAUAGAACUCGUGAAAUUUGAUCUUGAAAUAAGUAAAAGGUGGAGAAGGGAGAGGGCGCGUAUCAUCAAAUAAAAGUUCAUAACUAUAAUAAUAAUUUAAGAAACGUAAAAAAAAUUAAAGAGGGAAGAAAAGAAAAAAGAAAAAAGAAAAAAAAGAAAGAAAAAAAGAAACAAAAAUAAAAGAAAAAGAAGAAGAAGAAGAAGAAGAAAAGAAAAAAUACAAUUAUCAAAAAUUCAUCGAGUGUGUGCAGUAUUAACUCGUGUAAUUUUUUGUGUGUAUGUGUGUACGUAUGUAUCUGUAUAUGUAUGUAUUUGUAUAUGUGCGAAUACGUGUGAAUGCAUAAAUGUUCAAUAAUUAAACGGUCUCUCUCUCUCUCUCUCUCUCUCUCUCUCUCUCUCUCUCUCUCUCUCUCUCUCUCUCUCUCUCUCUUAAAUCUUUCAACGAUGUAUUCGUUUAAAAAUUAAAAAAAGAAAAAAUAAAUAAAUAAAUAAACAAAUAAAUUAUUAAACAGUACCGCAUUAAACUGCUUCACGAAUUUCGAUACGGGAUUUGUGACUUGAAUAAAACGUACCCUCUCCCUCGUAAAUAAAAUUGUAUAUUUUAUCGACUAAACGAUCUUAUAUUUAAAUAAGCCCCAAGGGAUUAAUGGUACAUUAUGUAUAUAGGGUGGCUUAUGAAGAAUUCCCUCUUAAAAAGAAAAAAAAAAGAAAAGAAAGA
This is a messenger RNA of Vespula vulgaris, 4240 nucleotides long. Its product is annotated as prolactin-releasing peptide receptor-like. The coding region runs from base 2038 to 3234 and encodes 398 amino acids. The transcript has 4 exons. NCBI's taxonomy places the organism in Eukaryota, Metazoa, Arthropoda, Insecta, Hymenoptera, Vespidae. Gene Ontology annotation, molecular function: neuropeptide binding; neuropeptide Y receptor activity. Gene Ontology annotation, cellular component: plasma membrane; neuron projection. The record is from RefSeq and is a predicted model, not a curated record. Gene Ontology annotation, biological process: G protein-coupled receptor signaling pathway.